AUGGAUGAUUUUCUGUGGACCUCCAUCCGCUAUUAUUACUCCAGAUUCAAACUGGACUCGGACCAUGUGAAGCCAGCUCCCAGCACUCCAGUGGAGGAUGCCUUCGCAACAGUGCUGAGCCGCCUUGGCAUAUUUAUAGAGGAAGCCGCAACAGUGGAGGAGGAAUACCGGCGCAAGUGUGUGGAGACGCUGGAUGCUUUCCAACAGAAGCGACAUGUGGCGUUGAUGCAGCAGGCGGCAGAGACCUUUGCGGCAGUCUGUGACCUGGCCAAAGAAUUAUUGCCAAAGGUUCAACAGCAGGAGACUCUGCCGGCUGAAGUGCUGCAGAAAUUGAACGCGACGAUGAGCGCAUCUGAGUCACGCUACUCAGGUGCCGUAGUCACGUGUCUGAAACUGGGCAGUGGGACAUCCUGGGACCAGUCCCCAGAUCUCAAGCUCUUGGCCCAAUUGAAAAGAGAUCAAGAUGCGGAAGGAUGA
Molecule: messenger RNA, 477 nt
Organism: Cladocopium goreaui
Lineage: Eukaryota; Dinophyceae; Suessiales; Symbiodiniaceae
Source: the annotation of a GenBank genome assembly